AUGGCGGCGACGGUGCCGCCGGCAAAAGACAACCCGGGCAAGCUCGACCCGCCUACGGACCAAGUUGACAGCGACAUCGACGCGGAGGGUGAAGAGGAGACGGAUUUGUACCAAAUGGACCAGCAGCUUCAGGAUGCGGUGCACCGUGCAUAUAGCGGAGAAGAAGCCGAGGACAACGCUGACGGCGCGGACAGCGAAGCAAUGCGCGAUGACGCCAAUAGUGAUCAGUCAAGUGGCGACAACGAUGAGACCGAGCCGGUUGGCGCUGUGAAAGUCCCGGACGACGAGGCAUCAUCUGACGACGAGGAUGCGGACGCUGACCCGGCGUUUGAGGACGAAAUCGACCGAGACGCAUCCAAUGCGGAGUCAAGUGAAGGUGAAUCCGAAGCUGAAGAGGACUGGGAAGCAGAAAGCAAUGGAGGCGAAGACGCGGACGCAGAUAUCCGCAGCCGCGCAAAUUGCAUAUUCUGCACCCAAGACGAAGAACAUGAUCCGAGCGAAGACUUUGAAGAGUGGCUUACUUGUGUUGUUUGCGGAGACCACUCUCAUCGACAAUGCGCCCGUGAACAAGAAGCAUUUAAUGAUACUGAAGAUCCGUGGAAAUGUCCCACCUGCGUUCAAAACAAGCUAGAACCUGACCCCGUGGCGAGUCCCGCAUCGCAACAAAAAUCCGGGUCCUCUCAUCUUCCUAAAGAGCUUUUACCUGCACACAUGGGGAAAGAAGGGUCGGGGUUCCAUUCCAUAUUCGACACUACCAUCGAAGACGUUAAUAGCUCCCGGUCGCUGCGAAAGCGGAAAGCUUCUUCGGUCGAAGCGGAGGAACAUGUGCCUGUUCUUCGCAAACGACGACGCCAGACAGAUGCGUCUGAUGUGAACGAUACUCCCUUUGAGGAGGUAAACGGGGUGGUCGAUGGUCACUCUCCGGCACGGCCCAUGCGCCCUCGGCGAAGCCGUGCCACGGAACGCGAGCCUAUACGGGUAGUCUCCAGGCAUGCCGGCAAACUCGUGGUAGGCUUUCGCCUGGAUCAAGGCCAAGUGAGCAAAAUCCUCAGCAUUCCAAGUCGAUCGCAGCGCGACAGGAAAAAGAAGAAAAAAGGGCCAAAGCCGCCCCCUGUGCCACAAACACCUCAAGCUCACUUUGCUCCUAUUCCCCCAGCACCCUACAAUUCUUUCCAACCUUUCCAUGACCGAGACAUCGAUGACUCGAAGUCCAAACCUUAUGGUGGCAUUCUCUCUGAGGCCGAUGCGGAAACAUCCAGAACACUCCCUUUACAAGUCGACCGCGAAAAGUUUGAGCAGGCUCGCCAGAAAGCCGAAGAAGAAUGGCAACAGAAGGUUCGAGAUGCGGAACUCAACGGCGAGUCGACUACGAAUUAUAUCAACUUUGGUGGCUACGAGAUUGAGACCUGGUAUGCUGCUCCUUACCCAGAGGAGUACAGUCGCAAUCGUGUGCUUUACAUCUGCGAGUUCUGUCUCAAGUACAUGAAUUCAGAUUAUGUCGCUUACAGGCAUAAGCUCAAAUGUCCCGCGAAGCAUCCCCCCGGUGACGAAAUUUAUCGUGAUGGCUCAAUCUCGAUCUUCGAGGUCGAUGGGCGGAAAAACCCCGUCUAUUGUCAAAACCUAUGUCUUCUUGCUAAACUCUUCUUGGGCUCCAAGACUCUUUACUAUGAUGUUGAGCCAUUCCUAUUCUAUGUCAUGAGUGAGUACGAUGAUUUGGGAUGUCAUUUCGUCGGUUAUUUCAGCAAAGAAAAACGACCCAGCUCAGCAAACAACGUCUCCUGCAUUCUCACCCUCCCCAUUCAUCAACGCAAAGGUUACGGUAACCUUCUCAUCGACUUUUCAUACCUCCUUACCCGCAUCGAAGGCAAGAACGGUUCACCCGAGAAGCCACUUUCCGACAUGGGACUGGUUUCAUACCGCAACUACUGGCGACUGAUUCUGUCGUAUCAACUCCGUGAUUUGAAGACACCAGUCAGCAUAGCAGAUCUGUCCGACCGGACGGGGAUGACGGCAGAUGACAUUGUCUCCGCGCUGGAAGGGCUACGCGCCUUGGUGCGGGAUCCUCUUACUAAGACCUACGCAUUCCGUCUUGACACAAAUUAUUUUGAAGAAGUGAUCAGCAAGUGGGAGAGCAAGGGUUACGUCACGCUCAACCCCGAUGCGCUGCUCUGGACCCCGUACAUUAUGGGUCGGAACAACCAGUCGCACUUUGAUCGUGCUCCUCUCCAUGCUGUCGCACCUCGGGACGGCCUUGACGAGGAUGAGGAAGAAGAGGAAGAGGAAGAGCGCACUGGUUUGAAUGGCGGUGGUGCAGAUGAAACUGCUGGACCUCCUUCGACUAUGGCACUUACCAAUGGCGUUCACGCCGCCGAAAGCACCAAAAGCUCGGAACCUCCAAUUCCCAACCCAGCAGCUGGAAUUCCUCCCUCUCGGUUCGAAUUGUGGCCCCCUGUUCAUGUACCUGCUCCGAGCAAGAAAAAAAUUGGCCGUCCCCAUAAAGCAAACGGGUCCCGGCCCUCCAUGACACCGACGACCAUUCGGACAAGUGGCCGCAACACACCUCGCAGAGCCUCUGGGCUCCCUUACUUCACGCCUUCGGGUAGCGUUCGUCGUGGCCGCAGCACCAAGCUUGGCGACUCGCCAGCCAAGACCAACGGUAUCGAUGACGACGAGCCGGGCGGUCUCGACGAAGAGGCCAAUCUCGACCCGAGCCCUGAAGAUCUUGGCCUCAUGGCGCACGAAACCUCCGACGGUGACAAAGCUUCGAAGAUCAACGGUGACGAUGAGGUGCAAGACACCGUUGAGACGAAUGGUGUUGAGCACGAGGAAUCUACCCCCGAGGAAGUCCUCGAGGCCCCCAAGACACCCUCAAAGAAGUCCAAAUCUGCUUCACGUUCUCCAGGGACAGCAGUAUCCCAUCGAUCUAGGGGGAAACAAUCCGAGCAACACCCCAAGACCCCUCAGUCCUCUACGCGCAAAGCACUGGUGGAGAAGAUCCAAGUAGUGAUCCCCGCCGAGCCCGGAUCUGCCACGCGAGAGAAGAAAGUCAAAGCCACGGCGGAAGCAAACGAGUUCGACCCUGACGCCGACGCCGAGGGAGAGGAAGAUGCCGACUAUGAAGUAGACGGCGACGUGGUAAUGGAGACAUGA
Penicillium atrosanguineum is the source of this 3150-nucleotide messenger RNA. RefSeq lists its product as uncharacterized. NCBI's taxonomy places the organism in Eukaryota, Fungi, Ascomycota, Eurotiomycetes, Eurotiales, Aspergillaceae. The transcript has 5 exons. Gene Ontology annotation, molecular function: histone acetyltransferase activity. Gene Ontology annotation, biological process: regulation of DNA-templated transcription. The record is from RefSeq and is a predicted model, not a curated record. Bases 1 to 3150 code for a protein of 1049 amino acids.